Lipotes vexillifer (Yangtze River dolphin) is the source of this 5382-nucleotide messenger RNA. RefSeq names its product TSC complex subunit 2 (gene TSC2). Bases 1 to 5382 code for a protein of 1793 amino acids. The record is from RefSeq and is a predicted model, not a curated record. The transcript has 42 exons. NCBI's taxonomy places the organism in Eukaryota, Metazoa, Chordata, Mammalia, Artiodactyla, Lipotidae. Gene Ontology annotation, biological process: regulation of small GTPase mediated signal transduction; negative regulation of insulin receptor signaling pathway; negative regulation of Wnt signaling pathway. Gene Ontology annotation, cellular component: nucleus; TSC1-TSC2 complex; cytoplasm. Gene Ontology annotation, molecular function: GTPase activator activity.
AUGGCCAAGCCAGCAAGCAAAGAUUCAGGCUUGAAGGAGAAGUUCAAGAUUCUAUUGGGACUGGGAACUCCAAGGCCAAAUCCCAGGUCUGCAGAGGGCAAACAGACGGAGUUUAUCAUCACGGCAGAAAUCCUGAGAGAGCUGAGUGUUGAAUGUGGCCUCAACAAUCGCAUCCGGGUGAUAGGGCAGAUCUGUGAGGUUGCCAAAACGAAGAAAUUUGAAGAGCAUGCGGUGGAAGCACUCUGGAAGGCUGUCUCGGACUUGCUGCAGCCAGAGCGGCCGCCAGAGGCCCGGCACGCGGUGCUGGCUCUGCUGAAGGCCAUUGUGCAGGGGCAGGGGGACCGCUUGGGCGUUCUCAGGGCCCUCUUCUUUAAGGUCAUCAAGGAUUACCCCUCUAACGAAGACCUCCACGAGAGACUGGAAGUUUUCAAGGCCCUCACGGACAAUGGGAGACACAUCACCUACUUGGAGGAAGAGCUGGCUGAGUUUGUCCUGCAGUGGAUGGACAUCGGCCUGUCCUCAGAAUUCCUUCUGGUGCUUGUGAAUUUGGUCAAAUUCAACAGCUGUUAUCUCGAUGAAUACAUCGCAUCCAUGGUCCACAUGAUCUGCCUGCUGUGCGUCCAGACCGUGUCCUCCGUGGACAUAGAGGUCUCUCUGCAGGUGCUGGAUGCCGUGGUCUGCUACAACUGCCUGCCGGCCGAGAGCCUCCCCCUGUUCAUCGUCACCCUCUGCCGCACCAUCAAUGUCAAGGAGCUCUGUGAGCCUUGCUGGAAGCUGAUGCGCAAUCUCCUGGGCACCCACCUGGGCCACAGUGCCAUCUACCAUAUGUGCCGCAUCAUGGAGGACAGAGCCUACAUGGAAGAUGCCCCACUGCUGAGAGGAGCUGUGUUCUUUGUUGGCAUGGCUCUCUGGGGAGCCCAUCGGCUCUACUCUCUCAAGAACUCCCCAACAUCUGUGUUGCCGUCAUUUUAUGAGGCCAUGACCUGUCCAAACGAGGUGGUGUCCUAUGAGAUCCUGCUGAACAUUGUUGAACGCCUGCUUCAACAGCUCCAGAGCCUGGACAGCCCAGAACUCAAAGCUAUCGUCCACGACCUGCUGACCACGGUGGAAGAGCUGUGUGAUCAAAAUGAGUUCCACGGCUCGCAGGAGAGAUACUUUGAGCUUGUUGAGAGAUGUGCAGACCAGAGGCCUGAGUCCUCCCUCUUAAACUUAAUAACCUACAGGGCUCAGUCAAUCCAUCCAGCAAAGGAUGGCUGGAUUCACAACCUGCAGUUACUGAUGGAGAGAUUUUUCAGGAACGAAUUGCGCAGUGCUGUGCGUAUCAAGGUGCUGGACGUCCUGUCCUUCGUGCUGCUCAUCAACAGGCAGUUCUAUGAGGAGGAGCUGAUCAACUCAGUGGUCAUCUCACAGCUCUCCCACGUCCCGGAGGAUAAAGACCACCAAGUCCGAAAGCUGGCCACCCAGUUGCUGGUAGAUCUGGCUGAAGGCUGCCACACCCACCACUUUAAUAGCCUGCUGGACAUCAUUGAGAAAGUGAUUGCCCGCUCCCUGUCUCCACCCCCUGAGCUGGAGGAAAGGGAUGUGGUGGUGUACUCGGCCUCCUUGGAGGAUGUGAAGACGGCAGUCCUGGGACUCCUGGUCAUCCUUCAGACCAAGCUGUAUGCCCUGCCUGCCAGCCACGCCACACGUGUGUAUGAAACGCUUGUCAGCCAUAUCCAGCUCCACUACAAGCACACCUACACCCUGCCCAUUGCCAGCAGCAUCCGGCUGCAGGCUUUCGACUUCCUCCUGCAGCUGCGGGCCGACUCGCUGCACCGCCUGGGCCUGCCCAGCAAGGAUGGGCUUGUGAGGUUCAGCCCCUACUGCGUCUGUGACUACAUGGAGCCAGAGAGGGGCUCUGAGAAGAAGGCUGGUGGCCCCCUGUCACCUCCCACUGGGCCCCCUGGCCCGGCACCUGCAGGCCCUGCCGUGCGACUCGGCUCGCUGCCCUACUCCCUGCUCUUCCGUGUCCUGCUGCAGUGUUUGAAGCAGGAGACUGACUGGAAGGUGCUGAAGCUGGUGCUCAGCAAGCUGCCCGAGUCUCUGCGCUACAAGGUCCUCAUCUUCACCUCCCCGUGUAGUGUUGACCAGCUAUCUGCCGCCCUCUGCUCCAUGCUUUCAGGUCCCAAGACCCUCGAGCGGCUCCGAAGCACCCCAGAAGGAUUCUCCAGAACCGACCUGCAUCUUGCUGUGGUUCCCGUGCUGACAGCGUUAAUUUCUUAUCAUAACUACUUGGACAAAACCAGACAGCGGGAGAUGGUGUACUGCCUGGAGCAAGGCCUCAUCUACCGCUGCGCCAGCCAGUGCGUGGUGGCCCUGGCCAUCUGCAGCGUGGAGAUGCCUGACAUCAUCAUCAAGGCGCUGCCUGUCCUGGUCGUGAAGCUCACGCACAUCUCAGCCACGGCCAGCAUGGCCAUUCCACUCCUCGAGUUCCUGUCGACUCUGGCCAGGCUGCCUCAGCUCUACAGGAACUUUGCAGCAGAGCAGUACGCCAGUGUGUUUGCCAUCUCCCUGCCGUAUACCAACCCCUCCAAGUUCAAUCAGUACAUUGUGUGCCUGGCCCAUCACGUUAUAGCCAUGUGGUUCAUUAGGUGCCGCCUGCCCUUCCGGAAAGAUUUUGUUCCUUAUAUCACUAAGGGUCUGCGCUCCAACGUUCUCCUGUCUUUUGAUGACACCCCUGAAAAGGACAGCUUUAGAGCACGGAGCACCAGUCUCAAUGAGAGGCCCAAGAGUUUGAGGAUAGCCAGACCCCCCAAACAAGGCUUGAAUAACUCUCCACCUGUGAAAGAAUUCAAGGAGAGCUCUGCAGCCGAUGCCUUCCGGUGCCGCAGCAUCAGUGUGUCUGAACAUGUGGUCCGCAGCAGGAUCCAGACAUCUCUCACGAGCGCCAGCUUGGGGUCUGCAGAUGAGAACUCAAUGGCCCAGGCUGACGACAACUUGAAAACUCUCCACCUGGAGCUCACAGAGACGUGUCUGGACAUGAUGGCCAGAUACGUGUUCUCCAACUUCACGGCGGUCCCCAAGAGGUCCCCCGUGGGAGAGUUCCUCCUGGCAGGUGGCAGGACCAAAACCUGGCUGGUUGGGAACAAGCUUGUCACCGUGACGACGAGCGUGGGGACUGGGACCCGGUCUCUGCUGGGCCUGGACUCAGGAGAGCUGCAGGGGGGCCCAGAGUUGAGCUCUGACCCCAGUGUGCACGUGAGACAGACAAAGGAGGCACCAGCCAAGCUGGAGUCCCAGGCUGGGCAACAGGUGUGCCAUGGAGCCCGGGACCGGGUCCGCUCCAUGUCUGGGGGCCAUGGCCUUCGAGUUGGUGCCUUGGAUGCUCCAGCCUCCCACUUUCCUGGCAGCCCCACUUCCCCAGGCUCACAGACUGCUCCAGCCAGCAAGCCCGAGAAAGCCUCAGCCAGCACCCAGCUACCGGCACAGAAGGAGAAGACAAACCUGGCGGCUUACGUCCCCCUGCUGACCCAGGGCUGGGCGGAGAUCUUGGUCCGGAGACCCACAGGGAACACCAGCUGGCUGAUGAGCCUGGAGAACCCACUCAGUCCCUUCUCCUCGGACAUCAACAACACGCCCUUGCAGGAGCUGUCCAAUGCCCUAAUGGCCGCCGAACGCUUCAAGGAGCGUCGCGACACAGCCCUGUACAAGUCGCUGUCGGUGCCGGCGGCCGGCUCAGCCAAGCCCCCCCCACCCCCACGCUCUAACACAGUGGCCUCUUUCUCCUCCCUGUACCAGUCCAGUUGCCAAGGAAAGCUGCAUAGGAGCAUUUCCUGGGCAGACUCUGCGGUAGUUCUGGAGGAGGGAAGUCCAGGCGAGGCUAGUUUGCCAGUGGAGCCCCCCGAACUGGAAGACUUUGAGGCAACCCUAGGCACAGACGGGCGCUAUCGGCAUGCUGAAGCUUUCAGCAGGUCAUCUUCGACCUCCAGCCAGGAGGAGAAGUCAUUCCACGCCGAGGAGUUGGCUGCUGGGGGGAUCCCCAUCGAGCGGGCCAUCUCCUCUGAGGGCUCCCGGCCCUCUGUGGAGCUCGCCUUCCAGCCCUCGCAGCCCCUGAGCAAGUCAAGCUCAUCGCCUGAACUACAGACCCUGCAGGACAUCCUUGGGGACCCUGGGGACAAGGCUGAUGUCGGCCGGCUGAGCCCUGAGGCCAAGGCCCGGUCACAGUCAGGGAUCUUGGGCAGGGAAGGUGCUGCCUGGUCAGCCCCAGGCGAAGAGAGCCAGGGCCAGGGUCCCACCCAGCCUGAGGGUCCCUUGCCUUCCAGCUGUCCCCGCUCCCCCAGUGGGCUGCGGCCUCGAGGCUACACUAUCUCUGAUUCGGCCCCGUCACGCAGGGGCAAGAGGGUGGAGAGGGACGCCUUCAAGAGCAGAGCUGGGACCUCCAAUACCGAGAAGGUGCCGGGUAUCAACCCCAGCUUUGUGUUCCUGCAGCUCUACCACUCACCUUUCUUCGGUGAUGAGUCCAACAAGCCAAUCCUUUUACCCAAUGAGUCUUUUGAGCGGUCAGUGCAGCUCCUUGACCAGAUCCCAUCGUAUGACACACACAAGAUCGCCGUCCUGUACGUGGGAGAAGGCCAGAGCAACAGUGAGCUCGCCAUCCUGUCCAAUGAGCAUGGCUCCUACAGGUACACAGAGUUCCUGACGGGGCUGGGCAAGCUCAUUGAGCUCAAGGACUGCCAGCCGGACAAGGUGUACCUGGGUGGCCUGGACGUGUGCGGCGAGGACGGCCAGUUCACCUACUGCUGGCAUGACGACAUCAUGCAAGCCGUCUUCCACAUCGCCACCCUGAUGCCCACCAAGGACGUGGACAAGCACCGCUGUGACAAGAAGCGCCACCUGGGCAACGACUUCGUGUCCAUUGUCUACAACGACUCUGGCGAGGACUUCAAGCUCGGCACCAUCAAAGGCCAGUUCAACUUUGUCCACGUGAUCAUCACCCCCCUGGAUUAUGAGUGCAACCUGGUGUCGCUGCAGUGCAGGAAAGACAUGGAGGGCCUCGUGGACACCAGUGUGGCCAAGAUCGUGUCCGACCGAAACCUGCCCUUCGUGGCCCGUCAGAUGGCCCUGCACGCAAAUAUGGCCUCACAGGUGCACCACAGCCGCUCCAACCCCACUGACACCUAUCCCUCCAAGUGGAUUGCCAGGCUCCGCCACAUCAAGCGGCUCCGCCACCGGAUCCGUGAGGAAGCCCACUACUCAAACGCCAGCCUGCCCCUGAUGCAGACUCACCCUCCCGGCCACGCCAAGGCCCCCACGCAGGCCCCAGCUGAGCCCACGCCCACCUACGAGACAGGCCAGCGGAAGCGCCUCGUCUCCUCGGUGGAUGACUUCACUGAGUUUGUGUGA